CACUGCGCGCGCAGCUCCGCGACAGCGUCGCACGCGGCGGCCGGUACACGCGGAGCAUCGCGGGGCGCGUCCUCCUCGACGUCGUGCAGUGCGUCUCCGCGUCCGUGUCAGUCAGUUCGCGCGUGCGUGUGUGUGUGUGUGUUUGUGUCAGUGAGUGACAGGGGGAGUGGCGUGGUGGCGGCGGAGGUAUAAUGUACCUCAGCUCGCCGUCGGUACGCGGCCUCCCCGCCCUGCCGGCCGUCCUGCUCGUGGCCCUGGUCGGCCUGCUGCAGACCCUGCAGGCGCGCGGCGCCCGCCACCUCGAGGACUUCGAGCAGGGCCUCAGCAACAGCCUGAGCGGGCUGGGCCAAGGGCUGGGCCCCGCGCUGAGCCCCGUCAGGAGCUUCAUCGCCACGGACGCACUGGCGGACGGUGAGCGGGAGCGACGGAUACACGCCCACGGGAUUACCGCCAAGGAGACGACCAUCGGUACCGCCGACAAGCCCCAGCUGCACCUGCGCCAGGUGACGGACGGCCGCCACUUCGUGCAGCUCAUCUACUCCGGCGCCGAGGAGCUCCGCGACUGCGAGUACGUGGAGCACGAGCCCUCGGUGCGCGCCUUCCUGCAGGCCUUCCACGACGACAUGGAGGCCGUGCGGCACGGCAGCGCGUCCGAGGCCAGGAACGUGACGGUGCGCGUCCUCGGUGACGACGAGGCCCUCCCCGACGACGUGGCCGCCUGGCUGGACUACCCCAGGCUGCGCGCCGACUGCGAGCGCAACCACCAGGAGAUGCGCAGGCUGGUGGACGGCCACGAGCGCGGCGAGGAGGCCGCCAAGCACGAGCUGGAGAGGCGAAAACGCAGCCUGCAGGACGCCUUCAUGGCCCCGGGGACCAAGUGGUGCGGGCGGCACCACCGCGCCGACGCGUACUCCUCGCUGGGCGCCUUCAGUCGGACGGACCGCUGCUGCAGAAGGCACGACCAGUGCAAGAUGGCCAUCCCCGCCUUCCACACCAAGUUCGGCCUCUUCAACUACCGGCCCUUCACCCUCAGCUACUGCGGCUGCGACAAGAGGCGGAAGCGCGACCUCCUGGACGCCAUGCGCGUCCCCGGCACCAAGUGGUGCGGCAAGGGCUUCUCGGCCACCUCCUACAAGCAGCUGGGGGCCUUCUCGCGGGUGGACCGGUGCUGCCGGCACCACGACAUGGGCUGCCGGCACUACAUCGGCGCCCUGGAGGAGAAGUACGGCCUCUUCAACUGGAGAGUCAACACCGUCAUGCACUGCUCGUGCGACAGAAGGUAGGACGUCUUUUUGCUCGUUCGUUUCGUUCUGUAGUGCCGUACCUGUUGCUACUUCUUGGGUGACAGGCCGACGGUAGCACCCCCGGUCUGGUACACUGGAGUAGGGAGUGCGAACCUGAUAGCGUCGGGCGUCGCGCGCCAGGACACGGGUCAGUGUCACUGCAGCAUGCUAAACUGUCUCGGGCCGCCGACUCUGGCUUGACCCCUUUCGAGGCACAUUCUCACGAUGGGGAAAAUGGAUUGCCCAUCGAACAGUUCAUCGGUGGCACCAAGGGGUUGCACUGAAAAGUUGUGUGCGAUGAUUGCGGGGACUACUUUGCAGGCGUUUUGCAGCGUGAAUGUGGAAUUUAUUCAAAUUUUGGCAAAGUUGUUUCCGCCUCUGCUGGUACCAUUCCCAUGCAAGAGAGUAAACAGCAACAUCUCCAAAUGAGCCUGAAUUCGAGUCUUCCUGAACUGGUCCUCCAAAAAUGAGCCAGAAUUCAAGCCCUCCAAAGCUCAUCAUCCAUAAAGGAACCCUAACCCGAGUCCUCCAUAAAAUGAGCCCGAAAUCGAGUCCUCUUGAACGAUCCACCGAGUGCGAUGCGAUGCCUUCGAGAUGUCCCUCGCUUCCUCGUUGGCCCCCAGCCGCCUCGCGGUAAUCGCUCAACCGCGGGGCGUGGUCCGGCGCGGCGCCGUGAUGUCGAUACUAUCGAACCGAUCGAGUAUCGAUUAUUAUUGUCGGCCAAUUUGCUCGACGGCUUGUCAUCGAUCUGACGGCUGCAACCCGCUUUUUACUAAGUUGUUUUAAAUAAUUGAUCAGGCCGGCCGCCUGAGCCAAGGCUGAGCGCGUGCAUUUCUCCGUUCACUCCACUCCCCACCCUUCCAUCUGUCGGUCUUUCUCAGAC
Messenger RNA from Thrips palmi, 2166 nucleotides. RefSeq lists its product as uncharacterized. The transcript is spliced from 4 exons. The coding region runs from base 192 to 1283 and encodes 363 amino acids. Gene Ontology annotation, molecular function: A2-type glycerophospholipase activity. Lineage: Eukaryota; Metazoa; Arthropoda; Insecta; Thysanoptera; Thripidae. Gene Ontology annotation, biological process: phospholipid metabolic process; arachidonate secretion. The record is from RefSeq and is a predicted model, not a curated record.